Cercopithifilaria johnstoni is the source of this 870-nucleotide messenger RNA. The record is from the annotation of a GenBank genome assembly. NCBI's taxonomy places the organism in Eukaryota, Metazoa, Nematoda, Chromadorea, Rhabditida, Onchocercidae.
AUGUUUUGGGUGGAGGAAGAAAGAAAAUCGGUGAGAGAUGAAAAAGAUGUCAUACAGGGAACAAAUCAACAAGUAGUGUCGAGUGAUAGCAUAGAAUCUACCGCGGAGCAUAGAGAGCACACAGAACGGUGUUUGGUAAUUCCACACUGGUCAGUACCUAAAUGGUUGCAACAUUUCAUUUUCGUCUGUCAUUGUUGUCAUUCAAUAUCAUCACGUAAUUCGCCAAAAGAUCAGUCAGCAAUGAAAUGGGAAACAAACGGGAAUCGUUCGCUAACAACUUCCGUGCAGAAAAGAAACAGAAUAUCUUACUCCGUAAAUUUUCUUAAUAUCUUCAGGAUUUGCCAGCGUCAUUUGGAGUUAGAGCCUUUAUGUUGUUUAUCUUCCUGUCUUAUCCGUGGUGGUUGUACGGCUGUUGCUAUUUUCGAAUACAUUUACGUUGUCUUUACACUUGUUGCAAUUAUAAUACGUUUGCAUAGCGGUGGACUUUCUCAGUUGUGGCCACCAUUCAGAACAUCCUACAACUCAAUUGUAACACACACUGUAUUGCUGUAUAUCAUAUUAGCCUACGAUCUAAUAAUCGUGACGAUCGCCACUGGUCUUCUUCGUGCGCUCCUAACUUUCGAUAAACAAAUCAUCCGACUGCAUCUCUAUUUUGAUUACUUUGCAUUAGCAUUCAAUAUGAUUAUGUUGAUACUAUUUCUGCCAACCCUACUCCUACCAGAUUCCGAAAUUCGUAAUUUCGCUAAUGUAUUACUGACUUUAUGUUUUAUCACUCAAAUACCACUACAAAUUUGGGCAACAACAGUGCUACGUUCAUGCCUAGAAUUCUUCGUUUUGGUGCAUGUAUUAGUUGAAUUAGCGGAGAGAUAA